AAAAAUUUUGAUGACAGGUUUCUCCACGAUUACGGUACACGAAACAUUAGCAGUUCGUAGUCGUGGUCGUAAACUUUGUCGCGACAAUUCGGGAUCGUUUUAUUAGUCAUAUUUGUCGCCUAAUAGUGCAAAAUUUAGAUGAAUCUUUUCGCAAAACGUUGUUAGUUUAGUUUCCAAGUAAAACCGGUAGAAAAUACGGAUUUUUUUCGAUCGUAAAUUAUUUUCAUUCCACUUCACACACAAAGAUGAAAUCGUUCGGGGUGCGGGGUAUCGUUCUGCUUCACGUAGCGCUGAUUCUGCUGAUCCAGCAAGUCGCCGCGGGUAGGGAUUUCUACAAAAUUCUGGGCAUCCGGAAGACGGCAGGCAAGAACGAAAUCAAGAAAGCUUACAGAAAACUGGCCAAAGAGCUGCAUCCCGACAAGAACCAGGACGAUCCCGAAGCGUCCCAGAAGUUCCAGGAUCUCGGAGCCGCCUACGAGGUGCUGUCCGACGAUGACAAACGCAAACUGUACGAUCGGUGCGGCGAGGAGUGCGUCAAGAAGGAAGGCAUGAUGGACAACACGGAUCCUUUCGCGCACUUCUUCGGCGAUUUCGGGUUCGGAUUCGGCGGAGGUCAAGAACAGCGAGAAACCCCAAAGGGCGCCAACAUCGUGAUGGAUCUGUACGUAACGCUGGAAGAGCUGUACAAUGGAAACUUUGUGGAGAUAACGCGCAACAAGCCGGUCAUGAAACCGGCGCAGGGCACCCGUAAGUGUAACUGCCGGCAGGAGAUGGUCACGCGGAAUUUGGGCCCGGGCCGGUUCCAGAUGAUGCAGCAAACCGUGUGCGACGAGUGCCCGAAUGUGAAGCUGGUCAACGAAGAGCGCACAAUUGAGAUCGAAAUUGAACAGGGUAUGCAAGAUGGACAGGAAACCAAAUUCUCUGGCGAGGGCGAGCCACACAUCGAUGGCGAUCCAGGAGAUUUGAUUCUGAAGAUCAAAACGGUGCCACAUCAGAGGUUCGAACGACGAGGCGAUGAUCUGUACACCAACGUUACGAUCAGCUUACAGGAUGCGUUGAUUGGAUUCACCAUGGAAAUUGAACACCUGGAUGGUCACAAAGUGGCCAUCACGCGAGAGAAAAUUACUUCGCCCGGUUCCAGACUUCGCAAGAAUGGCGAAGGUAUGCCUAACUAUGAGAACAAUAAUCUGCGGGGCACUUUGUACAUUACGUUCGAUGUGGACUUCCCCAAGACACAAUUCAGCGACACUAAGAAAGAAGACAUCAAAAAUCUCCUAAAUCAAUCCUCCGUCAACCGGGUGUACAACGGGCAUCGGUUCUCGUAACUCUACGCGCAUAAGCCGCAACCUACAAGACUUCAGAAGCAUUAGAGUAAAUUGACAUUAAAUGCAACAAAGCGUUCGUCCUAGUAAAAGAAAAUCUAUCCCCUACUCUAUUCUAUAAUUUAUAAACCAAAAAAACAAGGGACAUUUUGUGGCAAUGUUGUUUUGUUUUACUUGGGGGGCUCCCCAAACUUACACAAUAGCAGCAUUUAGAAAAAAAAACAAAAAUUCCGAAUGCUAUAAACCAGUCUACUCGAAGUAGCCAUUUUUUGUUCAUUUUUGUGGACCCGAUUGUAAGUUUCGUGAAUUUCAUUUAUUCACGAGUUUAGAUGCUUAUUUGUGAUGUACGAGAGUUUUCGUGUAAAUAUGUGCUGUAGAGUAAACGAAUUGAUAAAUUAAAUUACAAAAUGAUCAAAUUUGAA
Molecule: messenger RNA, 1744 nt
Organism: Aedes aegypti (yellow fever mosquito)
Lineage: Eukaryota; Metazoa; Arthropoda; Insecta; Diptera; Culicidae
Gene: shv
Product: dnaJ homolog shv
Exons: 4
Coding region: 246-1325 (359 amino acids)
Biological process (GO): protein maturation; protein folding
Cellular component (GO): endoplasmic reticulum
Molecular function (GO): misfolded protein binding
Source: RefSeq, a predicted model, not a curated record